AUGUUCGCCACCGGACGAAAGCCCAGCAGUCAGGACUUGGGCCUCGAAGACGUGGGCGUCAAGACGGAUCCGAAGAGCGGCAAGAUUAUCGUGGAUGAAUUCAGCCGCACCAAUGUCGAGAGCAUCUUCGCCAUUGGUGACGUCACGGACCGAAUCCAGCUGACCCCCGUGGCGUUGAUGGAGGGGAUGGCCAUGGCCAAGACGAUGUUCUCCGAGGAACCAGGCAAGCCAGACUACGACAAUGUUCCAAGUGCCAUCUUCAGCCAACCUCCCUGCGGGACCUGCGGCCUCACCGAGGAAGCAGCGGCCGAGAAGUAUGGUAGCGUGGACGUGUACGUCACCAAGUGCGGGCCACAGCACGCAAGGUGA
Molecule: messenger RNA, 369 nt
Organism: Cladocopium goreaui
Lineage: Eukaryota; Dinophyceae; Suessiales; Symbiodiniaceae
Source: the annotation of a GenBank genome assembly